CGCUCAGCUGCCUGAGGCUGCGUCCCCGGAUGCGGAAGUCCGGGGGUGGGAGAAUGUGGAGUCUGCGGUUCGGCCGCUCCAUCAGGGGCUCUCCCUCGGGAGGAGCCUCGCACUGGGGCGGCCUUUCCCCGGGAAGCCGCUUCACGCAGGCUGCUGCGGGAGGGAGUGACGGCCGGCAGGAAGCUGCGGGGGACCCACGGCGGAGGGGCCGGGUCUACCAGAAUCCAACAUGGCAGCAUGUGGAACAGAGACCACUCCCUGAGAAAAAAGUAACUGUGGAGGUGCUUGAUCACCUGGAACGUCUGGCACUAGUUGACUUCCGCAACUGGGAGGGUGUACAACGGCUGGAGAAAGCAAUCCAAUUUGCUGAUCAACUUCAUGCUGUUAACACAGAAGGGGUAGAACCAAUGGAUUCAGUACUAGAGGACAGAUGUCUGUAUCUCAGAGAAGAUAACAUCACAGAAGGCAACUGCACUGAGGAGCUGCUGCGAAAUGCCAGAGAAACAGUUGAGGAAUAUUUCAUAGCCCCACCAGGUAACAUCCCUUUACCAAAGCUAGAGGAACGAGAUACUUUUCUGCAGGUAUCCGAGUGAAAGUCAAGGUCUGGAAUGCCACUUCAGCUUUUAAGUCAUCUGUGACAAUUGGCAUAUAUGCAACCAUGGCUGUGGAAUAUCUUGAUGCAAGUGUCUAAUCCCAAGAAUAACACCCUCACAUAAUUA
Molecule: messenger RNA, 719 nt
Organism: Chrysemys picta bellii (western painted turtle)
Lineage: Eukaryota; Metazoa; Chordata; Testudines; Emydidae
Gene: GATC
Product: glutamyl-tRNA amidotransferase subunit C
Biological process (GO): mitochondrial translation; regulation of translational fidelity; glutaminyl-tRNAGln biosynthesis via transamidation
Cellular component (GO): mitochondrion; glutamyl-tRNA(Gln) amidotransferase complex
Molecular function (GO): glutaminyl-tRNA synthase (glutamine-hydrolyzing) activity
Source: RefSeq, a predicted model, not a curated record